Molecule: messenger RNA, 2043 nt
Organism: Fraxinus pennsylvanica
Lineage: Eukaryota; Viridiplantae; Streptophyta; Magnoliopsida; Lamiales; Oleaceae
Source: the annotation of a GenBank genome assembly
AUGUCGCUGAAUGAAUUUAAGGCCAAUAAGGCAGCAUUUGCAAAAAUAGCACAGCAUACGUACUACAUUAUCCUUUCUGUAGAGAGAAAAGCCUAUCUUCAACCAUCUCUUGAAACAGAACAGAUCAAUCCAAGUUGCAUUUAUAUCGAAAUUAAAUCGAGAAAAAUGGGAGUGACUUUUUCCUGUCCAUUUGCCAAUCUUGAUGAUUUCGAUAGUCAAUUUGAGUCUUAUUUGGCUAGAUCUACAAGUUUCGAAGGCAGCGAUGAGAAAACUUCACGAUCUAGUAGCUUAAACGCUAGAGGUUCUGAAGCUACUACAUUGAAGUCUUUAGGUUCUAGAAAGAUGAUCCUUGAAGGGUCUCUUAGUUUCAAUGGGAGGGAACUAGAGGCCAAAAUCUCGCUGCAGGAUGAAAACGCAAUGGUCAGAUCGGUCGACUUUAUUAGCGGUAACCAAUUGCGGCCUGCUGAAGAUUGCAUGCCCGAGAAAAAUGUUGAGAAGCUAUCUCCAGAGUCUGGUAAUCAAAGACAUCAAGCUGCCCUUAAAUUGCAGAAAACGUAUAAAAGUUUCCGAACGCGGAGACAACUAGCAGAUUGUGCUGUUCUCGUCGAGCAAAGAUGGUGGAAGCUGUUGGAUUUUGCUGAACUCAAGCGUAGUUCUAUAUCAUUCUUCGACAUUAAAAGACCUGAAACUGCCGUUUCACGUUGGUCAAGAGCAAGAACCAGAGCUGCUAAGGUGGGGAAAGGUUUGUCAAAAGAUGAAAAGGCACGUAAACUUGCUUUGCAGCAUUGGCUCGAGGCUAUUGAUCCUCGACACCGCUAUGGUCACAAUCUGCAAUUUUAUUAUGUUUGUUGGCUCCAAUGUGACAGCAAACAGCCUUUCUUCUACUGGUUGGACAUUGGAGAAGGUAAAGAAGUAAAUGUCGAGAGGUGUCCUCGAUCAAAACUUCAACAGCAAUGCAUCAAGUAUCUUGGUCCAACAGAGAGGAAGGCAUAUGAAGUUGUUGUUAAGGGCGGAAAGUUUAUCUACAAGCAGAGUGGACACCUUCUUGAUACAAAGGGCGGCCCCAAAGACAUCAAGUGGAUCUUUGUUCUCAGCGUGACUAAGAUCUUGUAUGUUGGGCAGAAGAUAAAAGGCACAUUUCAACAUUCAAGUUUCUUGGCUGGUGGUGCCACACUCUCUGCUGGACGAUUAGAGGUGGAAGAAGGCGUUCUAAAGGCGGUUUGGCCUCACAGUGGACACUAUCUUCCAACAGAAGAGAACUUUGAGGAAUUAAUGUCAUUUCUGAAGCAACACAAUGUUGAUCUGAGCGUUGUCCAGAGAGUGCCAAAUAGCGACGAGAAAGUUGGCUUUGGCCUUCAUAAUAGCUUAUCAGCACCAGAUUUCAGUCAAGCCGGUGAAGUCAAUAGCUUCAAAAGUGCAGACAAAGAGAAAAUCGAUUCAAGCAAACAAUACUGUAUGGAUGCAGAAAUUAUGCAUCCAUCCUUAUCAAGUUGGUCCAGAAAGCUAAGCUCAAAAAUCUCUGAAAUUCAAAUUCCAAAAAGAGAGGUUAUAAAUGAGUUGUUCAAUGAGCAACAUAUAGUACACAGUUGCAGCACUCGAUCUGUUGAAAGUCCAGACGGAUAUGAGACAGCAGAAGAAUAUUUAUCAGAUUCAGAUUUUUCAGUCUCUAAGGAAAACUUAUUUGAUGAGGAUGAACAAGAAGGAUAUGAAGAACCUAUUCCCAAGGAAAAAAUCAUUAAGAGAAUAAACUCGCAUAAAGGAUUGAAGUCAUAUCAAUUGGCUAAACAGUUAUCCUGUAAAUGGACAACAGGAGCUGGGCCGCGGAUUGGAUGUGUUAGGGAUUAUCCUUCAGAGCUCCAAGUCCGUGUUCUAGAGGAUGUAAAUUUGUCUCCAAGAAGUACGUUUUCAUCUCCUCGCAGAACUGCUCGAUUUAUGGUGGAGGGUCUUACUUCUCCCUUAUGUAGAGAAACAACUAUAGGUAAAAGUCCAUUUGCUUCAGAAUCACCAAAACUGGCUCAGAUUGCAGCAGAUAAUCAGAACUAG